Messenger RNA from Pyricularia pennisetigena, 207 nucleotides. RefSeq lists its product as uncharacterized. The transcript has a single exon. The coding region runs from base 1 to 207 and encodes 68 amino acids. The record is from RefSeq and is a predicted model, not a curated record. Lineage: Eukaryota; Fungi; Ascomycota; Sordariomycetes; Magnaporthales; Pyriculariaceae.
AUGGCCAAAGACAAAGACAGCGGCCGUAAGGAUACCCGCAAAUCCAGUACAGAAAAAGACAAUACCAAAGCAGACAUCAGCCAAAAGGCCGCGGACAGCCAAAAAGAAGCCAAGACUAGCACGAAUGCAGCCUCGGAGCGAGUAUGCAAGGUCUGCAGCUGCAUCAAGGCCUCAGAGUUGCAUGCAGACACGUGCCCUUACAGAUGA